AAGCAUUUUUUUUUUUGGUUGAAAAAAAAAACUAAAUAAAAACUUUAUUUGCAAAGACAACGGCGCUUUCCCAUCCCAUGUGGUCGAGUUUGUAAUUUGACAGCCGCCCGACUUUGUUCUUUUUAAACGUUCAUAUUUGAGCGCGCAAGUGUGGUUUGGGGACUCCUCGCGGUCGUCCUAAUUUUCCUCGUCGAGCGAGCCAAUUAGCACGGUUAGCCGCUAGCCGCUCAUCGCGGAGUCCAGGUAGCGAGCCGAGCACCAUUUCUAUGUUUUGUUUUCACUCUUUCCUGAUUUCCAGCAUUUUUCCCAGCGCGCUAAGCAGUUUGCUGCUCCGUGGGCCAUUCCACAUUUGGAGGACAUUUUUGUCAAAUAUCCCAUGCACAAAAUAGACAAACAUGCACUUGUUGUGUACAUUAUCGUUGUCAUGGGACAAAAUGUAACUUGCUGGAGUAAAAGUGGUUCCCUAAAUAUCAUUAAACUACCGAAUAGCUCUUGAGCACCCCUAAAAUGGCUUCCCCCACUUUGUCGCUCCUUCUUGAUAACCAACCUACAUAUUCAUCAUAACAGAAAUUUGGGGGGGGGGGGGGUUAUGAUUUUGUUGCUAUACCGUCCCUGUAAUUGUUGAAACCUUGUGUUUUAUUGCAGACAUUUAAAAUGAUAAUUAUGCUCUUAAGUUGUUUGUCACAAACAUACGAGCAACCCUGUUACUAAAAACCUUUUCGGUCAUCUAGAGGAAGAGGAAAAAAGGUGAGUGACAUGACUCAGCAGAAGUGACGCGUUCAAGCCAUUUGUUCUGGAUGGGUAGACGCAUUCCAAGUCCUACGGUAAUCCUAAAAUGUAAUUAUUCUAAUAACAUUUAACUUAACGCCGCAAUCAAAAAAUUUUCCUGUGUUUCUGGAAAACAUACAAAAAAUUAUAAAACAAAUGGUCUGUUUUUCAAAUACGUUGGACCCUAACUUGUCCUCCAAUUUUGGUAUGACCCACGUGAAGCGUUUGCGUCAACAUUUUGAGUCAUUUUAACAACGGCUGGCACAACUGUGAGCGUAUCCGUGAAUGCCUCACGAUGCGUUUGUGUCCCAUGUAGUGUGUGUGAACAGCAAAAAAUGCUGCUGCGGACUUUGUGGGCUAAACCGGGAUCUCCACGGAACCCGGUCGCCUCGGCUCGUCUUUUUCAUCGUACUCGAGCGCACGAGCGCGAGUUGAAAGCCGGGCCCCACCCGCGCUCCUCGAACGUCCCGGCGAGGUGUUCCUUAAACGCCCCUCACCCCAAGAAAGAACCUCCGAGGCGCUUUCUGUCAUUUGCCGUAAAUGCAUUUGAAAGUCCGAGCUGCGUCUUUUUGAUGGACUUUCAACGCAGGAGCCAACAGAAGCGUCGGUACGCAUCAAAUCUGGUCAAGUCCGUGUUAAAGCCGACUUUAAAACCAGUGACGGUGCCUGGGAAAAGAGUUCCCAAAGGACCGAGAACCAAACAACCUUCAAGAGCCAAUCAGCCUUCCCUGAAUCAGGACACGGACAUGAUGCAAUGUAUGGCCUUCGCAACUGCAGACCAGUACAAUCUGCCCGCGCUCAGCGUCCACCUGGCGCAACACGGCUUCCGCGAAGUGGAAUUCCCUCGAGACGCCGCCAACGUGCUGGUGAUAAGUUCGGACGUGAGCGCCAAACCCGACGACGGCUCGCUCAUCUUCUUCUUCAGGGAAGGGUCGGUGGUUUUCUGGAACGUGGAAGAGAAAAUGCUGAAGAAGGUGCUGAGGAUAUUGGAGCGUCACGAGAGUCAACCGUACGAAGUCGCGUUGGUCCACUGGGAAAACGAAGAGAUCAACUACACGUACGGCGAGGGAAACACAAAACUGGAGCGCGGCAACUUUGUUUUGAGCAAGCACCUGGAGCGGCACGACGGCGAUCUGGAGAAGUUCGCCUUUUCCAACGCUUUGUGUUUGUCAGUCAAGUUGGCCAUCUGGGAGGUGUCGCUGGACAACUUCGUGGAGUCCAUUCAGUCAAUCCCCGAGGUCCGGGCCGCACACGCGAUCCGCAAUUGCCCGCGUGUGUCAUUCGAGCGGUCAAGCGUCUCGUCUGCUUUUGUUUUUCCAGACGCUCAAGUCGGGCACGAGAGUGAAGUUGUCGUCGGCGGAGGUCAUGCAGAAGAUAGGCGAGCUCUUCACCUUGAGACAUCGCAUCAACCUGAGCUCCGACCUCCUGCUCACGCCCGACUUUUACUGGGACCGAGAGACUCUGGAGAAGAUCUACGACAAGACCUGCCAGUUCCUCAGCAUCAACCGCAGGGUCAAGGUUGUGAACGAGAAGCUGGAGCACUGCACUCAGCUGACGGACCUGAUGAGGAGUCACCUGAGCGAAAAGCACAGCUUGCGGCUGGAGUGGAUGAUCGUCAUCCUCAUCACCAUUGAAGUGUUGUUUGAAGUGGUGAGAAUGAUCUUCUGAGCGGGAGAGAGUCUUCACGGCGUGCCGUGUCCAGGUACGUUCCGCACCGUUGUGUGGAACCAACCGACCAACCGACAGCAGCGGGUCUCGGCGUUAUUGCGCAAAUACGCAGGUUUCACAAAACUCUUGUCGACAAUGAGGAGAAGGACUAUCGGUACUUGCGUUCUUCCCAAUAAACUCACAAUAGUGUGCCAGAGGAGACCAAUCCUGAUGAGAAGUCCGAGUCGUUCGGUGAGCAAGCGGUCGUGGCGCAAAAACGGCAGGAAGUCCAGUUUGCCAGAUGACGGGCUGGCUGAGGUUUUUCAGGAGCUGCAAAUUCUACUGUUGAUACGCACAACGUGUGUUGGGAACCGUGACCUUUGCUGCAAAUACUGCCUCUGCGGGCCCCAACGUUAACUUUGCAUUUCUAGUAUUCAAGCUGUGUCGUGUUAUGAUAUUUAUGUUGUGUCAAAACUUUAGAACAGUGGAGUUUCUGCAUUUAUUGUCAAAAGUAUAGUAUUUGACAUGAAUACGAGAUCAGAAGGAGAAAGGUAAUGUAGGUAUUUCCUUGCUUAGUAUGCGCCCCGAAGGUUUUAAGUAAAAUUAAAAUGUUUGCUUUGGUUUUAUUUUUUGAGUCGUUCAUACAAUUCAAUAAUUGGUUAACUGAUGUAUUGCAAAUAUUUAACAAUUCAAAAAUAUAUAUAUUUUUGAAUUGUUAAAUAUUUUUUUAGUUGGUUAAUAAAUGAUAAAAAUCUCAAUUUAAAAAUGAACUUAUUUUACUAUCAAUUAUUUUAUGUACUUUCCCCCCCCCUACAAAUGAUGUGGCGUAUUUGUUUGCUUUAACCUUUUAACAACCAAUACAAAACGUUUGCAGGUUAUAUUUACUUUGUCCAGUUGUAACUAAAAUCUGUAUUUUUAACAAUGGGAACAUCUACCCAAUGGUUGAGAUGUCACUUGAUGAUAAAGUAAAAUAAAGAUUGAAACAAACACAGGCGAGACACUGGACUU
Phycodurus eques (leafy seadragon) is the source of this 3423-nucleotide messenger RNA. It is a transcript of the gene rmnd1, whose product is annotated as required for meiotic nuclear division 1 homolog. Lineage: Eukaryota; Metazoa; Chordata; Actinopteri; Syngnathiformes; Syngnathidae. The record is from RefSeq and is a predicted model, not a curated record. Bases 1104 to 2402 code for a protein of 432 amino acids. The transcript is spliced from 10 exons. Gene Ontology annotation, biological process: positive regulation of mitochondrial translation.